Molecule: messenger RNA, 563 nt
Organism: Trifolium pratense (red clover)
Lineage: Eukaryota; Viridiplantae; Streptophyta; Magnoliopsida; Fabales; Fabaceae
Exons: 3
Coding region: 213-422 (69 amino acids)
Source: RefSeq, a predicted model, not a curated record
AUUAACCCAUCAAUCAUCGGUUUAUGAGAUAUCGAACCCAAAAAACCCAACCCGGUCCAUUUUCAAUUUCCCAAUCGGAAGAACAAAGAGAGAAACAGAACAAAAGCUGAAAGCUUCUAUUGUAGUAGCUUUGCAACAAACCAUUUUCGAAAGAAUGAUAUAAAAAUCACAAAGAUUUGUACCAAUUCAGAGGGUUUGCAAAUUUUGAAUCCAUGGCACGAACACGCAAUUUAGUUGUUGCUGCUGGUUUAGUUGCUUUUGCUUCUGCUGGAAUGGCUUUUCCAUUCUAUAUGGCUUCAUCGAAGAAACCGGUUAUCGAUCCAACAAAGCCACUUUCACCACAAGCUACUUUUCGAGGACCUUAUAUUAACACCGGUUCACGCGAUAUUGGUCCCGAUCAUCAUACUUAUCAAAAGAAGUGAACAAUUUUCAGAAUCUAUUUGGCCCCAAUUCAGAUUAAGUUCAUGUUAUGUGAUUAGUGUAAUUUGUUUCAAUGGGGAAUUUGUUUUCUAUCUUCAAUUGUUUUUGUAAAAUUACUUUCAUAAUAUAGUGUCAUUUUGAAA